Messenger RNA from Ceratotherium simum simum (southern white rhinoceros), 974 nucleotides. It is a transcript of the gene BCL2A1, whose product is annotated as BCL2 related protein A1. NCBI's taxonomy places the organism in Eukaryota, Metazoa, Chordata, Mammalia, Perissodactyla, Rhinocerotidae. Gene Ontology annotation, molecular function: BH domain binding; channel activity. Gene Ontology annotation, biological process: intrinsic apoptotic signaling pathway in response to DNA damage; extrinsic apoptotic signaling pathway in absence of ligand; negative regulation of apoptotic process. Gene Ontology annotation, cellular component: mitochondrial outer membrane. The record is from RefSeq and is a predicted model, not a curated record.
GAAUUAAUCAUUUACAGGAUGAGGAAGUGGCCUCUCCGAAACAUUUUCCUCUUUCACAUUUUAAACUUUCUCUUUCACAUACAGCCUACUCAUGAAAGUAACUAGGAGGAAGGAUAUUAUCAAGUGAUGCAAACAGAAAUUCCACCAGCCUCCAGAUAUCAUUAUGUGUCAUAUCCCGUCAAGUUCUGUGAGCUUUCGCUUCAAAUCGCCUCAGCCACCUCCAGGUGAACAACAAGCUCAAGACUUCGCGUUUCAGCAGGCAGAAGAUGACGGACUGUGAGUUUGGAUAUAUUCACAUGCUGACCCAGGACUAUCUGAAGUACGUCCUGCAGAUACCACAACCCGGAUCUGGUCCAAGCAAAACAUCCAGAGUGUUACAAGACAUUGCUUUCUCAGUUCAAAACGAAGUUGAGAAGAAUCUGAAACCAUGCUUGGACAAUUUUGAUGUUGUGUCCAUAGAUUCUGCCAGAACAAUAUUCAAUCAAGUGAUGGAAAAGGAAUUUGAAGAUGGCAUCAUUAACUGGGGAAGAAUUGUGACCAUAUUUGCAUUUGAAGGUAUUCUCAUCAAGAAACUUCUACCAGAGCGAAUUGCCCCAGAUGUGGAUACUUACAAGGAGAUUUCUUACUUUGUUGCUGAGUUCAUAACGAAAAACACAGGAGAAUGGAUAAGGCAAAAUGGAGGCUGGGAAAAUGGCUUUGUAAAGAAGUUUGAACCCAAAUCUGGCUGGCUGACUUUUCUGGAAGUUACUGGAAAGAUCUGUGAAAUAUUAUUUUUCCUGAAGCAAUACUAUUGACCAAAAAGGACACUCCAUCUUGGGAAAACUGCCUAAUUUUCUUGACUCUAACAAGAAGUAUUGCCAAUACUUAUUUCUUCUAAACAAACAGCUUUGGUGAUGUACGUUGACAUUCCAGAGUUACAGAAAUUUUGUCCGUUUUUUAAUGAAUAAAUUGUAUGUAUUUGUCUCUAUAUGUAA